AUGACUUCAACUAACGUGGGAAAAAACAAUCAAGAAAAUAUGACAGUAACAGGUGAUCAACAAAGUAAAGCUGCACCUAUCCAUGAUGCUACAUCAUUUCAUGAACAUUCCCAUGAAUGCAACGAUCCGUCACAUCAUCAUAAUACGCCUCAAUUUUUUGAUCAAAAUGAUUUGAAUUCGAUGUUAGCAGGUGCACAAAAAGAUAUAUCAACUAAACGUAAACAUAAAAAACCUCAACAACAAAAUAUUAUACGUGCUGAAUUAAUUCCUGGCCAUCGUGGUGAACAAAAUAUUGAUGAUCUUGUGAAUUUUAUUAACAGUCCAUCGCCACCAAAGAACGAUAAAAAACAAAAAAAGAAAUCGACAACAACAACAACUAGUUAA
This is a messenger RNA of Adineta steineri, 384 nucleotides long. The record is from the annotation of a GenBank genome assembly. NCBI's taxonomy places the organism in Eukaryota, Metazoa, Rotifera, Eurotatoria, Adinetida, Adinetidae.